AUGACGAUCUACAUUUUUCAUAAACACGAUCCAACAUGAAUUCGAUAUCGCUGCUCGGUCGCAAUCUAGCGCGCACAGCACUACGAACACAAGCACCAUCGACGACGACGACACAAUGCGCCCGCUCCUUACCGCGCAACUUCUUUAGAAGAAGCAUGCAGACCCGUCCACAGCCAAACCAACACCAACAGACCCGCAUGCCCACCCAAGAAGAUCUGCGCGCUCAAUUCAAAAACAAGAAUCGCAACACUCUCUAUUACACCCUCUCAAUCAUCCUGGGCACAGUAGCGCUAUCCUAUGGCUCCGUACCCUUCUACAAGAUGAUCUGCCAGCAAAUGGGCUGGGGCGGCCAACCCAUCUCCAUCCACAGUGGCCAAUACGAAGAAGACGACAUUGCAUCUCGCCUGAUCCCCAUCACUGAUUCCCGCCGUUUACGCAUCACCUUUGCUGGUUCGACCUCGGACGUGCUGCCUUGGAAAUUUACACCUCAGCAGAGGGAAGUCCGUGUGUUGCCUGGCGAGACCGCGCUGGCCUUCUAUACCGCGACCAAUCUGAGCAAAGAGGAAGACAUCAUCGGUGUGGCCACUUACUCUGUGACUCCCGGCCAAGUCGCCCCCUACUUUUCAAAGAUUCAAUGUUUCUGCUUCGAAGAGCAGAGGUUGAACAAGGGAGAGACUGUCGACAUGCCUGUCUUCUUUUACAUUGAUCCCGAGUUCUUGAGGGAUCCGAACAUGUCAAAGAUUGACACCAUCACCCUCAACUAUACUUUCUUCAAGGCAAAGUAUGACAAGGAUGGCCAUCUGUCUCCUGUCGCUUAGACAAGGCGCACCAGACAUCACGAAACUACCUGUACAUAUACCUGUAUUAUACCCCCUUCUCACUCCA
This is a messenger RNA of Aureobasidium pullulans EXF-150, 885 nucleotides long. RefSeq lists its product as uncharacterized. The transcript has a single exon. The coding region runs from base 36 to 818 and encodes 260 amino acids. Gene Ontology annotation, cellular component: mitochondrial inner membrane. The record is from RefSeq and is a predicted model, not a curated record. Gene Ontology annotation, molecular function: copper ion binding. NCBI's taxonomy places the organism in Eukaryota, Fungi, Ascomycota, Dothideomycetes, Dothideales, Saccotheciaceae.